Molecule: messenger RNA, 1234 nt
Organism: Nelumbo nucifera (sacred lotus)
Lineage: Eukaryota; Viridiplantae; Streptophyta; Magnoliopsida; Proteales; Nelumbonaceae
Gene: PMM
Product: phosphomannomutase
Biological process (GO): protein N-linked glycosylation; GDP-mannose biosynthetic process; mannose metabolic process
Cellular component (GO): cytosol
Molecular function (GO): phosphomannomutase activity
Source: RefSeq, a predicted model, not a curated record
GGGCUAACUCACAUGAUCUCUAGAUCUGCGCUCAGCAAAACUCAAAGAUCUAUUGAUUUGGUCCACCAUCCCCCCAAGUUUCUCGCGUUUAAGAUCUGCUUCUGCAAUUGUGACUCACUGACUCUGCCAGUUCAGAGGAAUCCGUUAGUUUUGGAGGGAUUUCGCGCCAAUUUUACUUUGUUGAAUUAUUACAGGUAUUGGUAAUUAGAAAUGGCAGGAAGGAAGCCGGGUGUGAUUGCUUUAUUUGAUGUUGAUGGGACGCUCACAGCUCCAAGAAAGGUAGCAACUGAAAAGAUGUUAGAAUUCAUGCAGAAACUUCGUGAGGUUGUUGCGGUUGGUGUUGUUGGAGGAUCUGAUCUUGUUAAGAUAUCAGAACAGCUAGGGAAAACAGUUAUCAAUGAUUAUGAUUAUGUUUUUUCUGAAAAUGGCCUUGUGGCUCACAAAGGUGGAAAGCUUAUUGGCACUCAGAGCUUAAAGUCAUUUCUUGGAGAAGAAAAACUCAAGGAAUUCAUUAAUUUUACACUCCACUAUAUUGCUGACUUGGAUAUCCCAAUAAAAAGAGGAACAUUCAUAGAGUUCCGAAGUGGAAUGCUUAAUGUGUCACCAGUUGGGAGAAAUUGCAGUCAGGAGGAGAGGGAUGAGUUUGAAAAGUAUGAUAAGGUUCACAACAUACGACCAAAAAUGGUUUCUGUGCUUAAAGAGAAGUUUGCUCACCUUAAUCUGACAUUUUCCAUUGGAGGACAAAUAAGCUUUGACGUAUUCCCCAAUGGUUGGGACAAGACAUACUGCUUGAGAUACCUUGAUGAUUUUCAUGAAAUUCACUUCUUUGGAGACAAAACUUACAAGGGAGGAAAUGACUAUGAGAUUUACGAAUCUGAACGAACAAUUGGUCACAAAGUCACCAGCCCAGAGGAUACAGCUGAGCAGUGUACAGCUCUCUUCCUUGGCAAGCACAAUGGAGAUUCUUAAGGUUAUGGUCACCCAGCAUAACUUAAUGUGGUCAUUGCUUAAUUUUAGUCAUUGUAAUUUUUGAAUUUGAAUUCUUGAAGUUACAAACUUAAUCUGUAAGAUGCCAGAUUAUGAAUGAAAUAGAGGGACUAACUGAGGGGAAUCUUAAUAUUGUGGCUAAAAGCAACCCCAUGUGCCCAAUCAUCUUACUGUAAUUUUUGAACCCUGUGAAAAUAAAAUCCAUGUACUCGGUUAUGGUCAGUGAUAGCUGAUUGCAGGAGGGUUA